Molecule: messenger RNA, 771 nt
Organism: Durio zibethinus
Lineage: Eukaryota; Viridiplantae; Streptophyta; Magnoliopsida; Malvales; Malvaceae
Product: NADH dehydrogenase [ubiquinone] 1 alpha subcomplex subunit 2-like
Cellular component (GO): respiratory chain complex I
Source: RefSeq, a predicted model, not a curated record
UAUGUGAAUAGUAUAUAAAAGUAAAAAUACGUAUAUACUAUUCAUUUUACAUCUGUAUCCCUGCACACUCUCAAUCCCUUUUUUUUUUUUUUUCAGUCUCUUCCGUUCCCCACUCUGGCCCUUUCCCCUUUCAAUCGCUUCCAAGUUCCACCACAAUUUCAAAGACAGUUCGAACCCAAUCGUCAAAUCUGUUUUGUAAUCAGAUACAAAGGGAAGAAAGAAGAAUGGCGUGGAGAAGCCAGUUAUCUCGAAACCUCAAAGAACUGCGAAUUCUGUUUUGCCAAACUUCCCCUUCCAGUGCCUCUGCGAGAUCAUUCGUGGAGAAAAAUUACAAGGAUCUCAAGACUUUAAACCCCAAAUUACCAAUCCUCAUCCGUGAGUGCAGUGGGAUUGAACCCCAGUUGUGGGCUAGAUAUGAUAUGGGUGUCGAAAGGGGCAUUCGGUUGGAAGGUUUGACUGAGCCACAGAUUUUGAAGGCUCUAGAAGACCUUGUGAAAGCAGGGGCAUCCCACAAAGCCUAAUAUAUUGCUGCCAUUGAAUCAAAUGGUUUGAAUAAAUUGAUGUCUUACCGGGAACUGUUUCCUUAUGGUUUUCCUCUAUUUUCAGCUAUCAUACUGAUGUUGUAGGAUGGUUGUUGAAAGUUCAGUACUUGCGUUGUUCCCUUGCCAUUUAAGACUCAAAACACUGCAGAAUCUUCCCUUGAUUACUUCUGUACUGUUAUUUUCCUUUCCCCUUUCAGCAAUGAUAAUAAUUCUAUUAUUAUUGAAACGU